Molecule: messenger RNA, 882 nt
Organism: Apiotrichum porosum
Lineage: Eukaryota; Fungi; Basidiomycota; Tremellomycetes; Trichosporonales; Trichosporonaceae
Exons: 2
Coding region: 1-882 (293 amino acids)
Source: RefSeq, a predicted model, not a curated record
AUGUCGCUCAAGACAGCUAUUCUCAAACACGCAAUCCCAAACCUCGGCCGCACAAGCUUCACACGUGCAGCCCUCACGACGUCCCUCGCAUCCCUCCCUCCCUCCCACCCAGACUACAAGCCCCAGCUCGAGGAAUCCGUCAUCGACACGCUCUUUGGUCCCGGAACCGCUGGCCCGCGCGAGCUCGUCAAUGCGUUCGCCGAGGCCGGCCUGGAGGACAUGAAGAAGGGAUCUGGCGUCCAAGGUGUCCUUGCCCGUCGACUGGAGCACUCGGCCGCCACAGGCGAGCACCUCGUCGAGGCGUACGCGCUCAUGUCCACCCCCUCAACCCCAUCCAUGCCCCUCCCACCACUCGUCCUGCAAGCUCUGCGCGCUCGCCUGCCUUCUGUCCCCCUCUACGGUCCUGGACCCAUAUCCAAGGCCGUCUGGCGCUCUGGCUCGGGUGCGGCGUCUAGCUUGUUGGAACGCACCGGUGGUCGUCUUCCGAUCCCGACUCUUGACGCCGCUGCACCCCUCAAGUAUGCAUGGGAUAUUGCCGAUGCCGCCGUGUACGACGCACACCUCAACAAGGGCACCGGCGUGAUGCGCGAGCCUCGUGGCGCGGGUGUCGAGUGGUACACCACCAGGGUUGGCCUUGCCGUCGCCUACCUCUCGGCCGAAUCCCACCUCCUGCAACCCUACCCCGCAGAUGCAGAGUCCACCACAGCUGAGGGCAACCCCCACCUUGCCGCUGCCCUCGUCACGCUGCGUCGCAACCUCCGCAGGCUCGAUGACGCAGGCGGUGCCGUGGGCAUGCUGGAGAAUGCCGCUGCCGACGGUAUUGCGUUCCUCGAGCUGGCCACCAGGAGUAUUGCCGGUAUUGUGAGGAGCAGGGGACUGUGA